Pyrus x bretschneideri (Chinese white pear) is the source of this 2180-nucleotide messenger RNA. RefSeq names its product 3-phosphoinositide-dependent protein kinase 1-like. Gene Ontology annotation, molecular function: protein serine/threonine kinase activity; ATP binding. Gene Ontology annotation, biological process: intracellular signal transduction; peptidyl-serine phosphorylation. Lineage: Eukaryota; Viridiplantae; Streptophyta; Magnoliopsida; Rosales; Rosaceae. The coding region runs from base 390 to 1856 and encodes 488 amino acids. The record is from RefSeq and is a predicted model, not a curated record. The transcript has 11 exons.
CUCCUCUCCUCCAUCCAAAAACUAAUAUUGCUCCACUCUCUUCUCUCUCUCCUCCCCAUUACCCAAUUCCACAAUAAUCCAAUUUCUCUCUGCUUUCUAGGGUUUUGAAAUUGGAACCAAAGCUAAAGCUGAUCACCUUCCUCUGAAUACACACAUACCCAGAUUUCAACAAUCAGGAAUCCAAUCCAGUCCAGUCCAAUCCAAUCCCACCUCACUUUUUCUUUUUACAGAGGAGAAUAUCGAGAAAGGGGGACAAAGGAACUCUCUUCCCAUCCAAGUGAUGGUCUUUGCUCUCCUCCCUAGGCUUUUCCUGUAGAGAGAGAAAAUGGGUUUCUAGAGAGAGAGAGAGAGAGCUCAACAUGUAGAGAGGAAUUGUGGGAGAAAAGAUAAUGUUGGCAAUGGAGAAAGAUUUUGAUGCUAAGUUGAAGAUUCAGGGGAAUUCUUCGAAUGGCGCCAACAGCAAUGUUCCGAGAUCCAAGAGCUUCGCUUUCAGGGCUCCCCAGGAGCAUUUCACCAUUCAAGACUUUGAAUUGGGCAAGAUCUAUGGCGUUGGUUCCUACUCCAAGGUUGUGAGGGCUAAGAAGAAGGACACGGGAACUGUCUAUGCAUUAAAGAUCAUGGACAAAAAAUUCAUCACCAAAGAAAAUAAAACAGCUUAUGUGAAGUUGGAACGUAUUGUUCUUGAUCAGCUGGAUCAUCCAGGAAUUGUGCGGCUAUUUUUUACAUUUCAAGAUUCCUUUUCAUUGUACAUGGCGCUUGAGUCCUGUGAAGGUGGAGAACUUUUUGAUCAAAUAACUAGGAAGGGUCGCCUCUCUGAGGAUGAAGCUUGCUUCUAUGCAGCAGAAGUUGUAGACGCCCUUGAGUACAUACACAGUAUGGGAUUGAUUCAUAGAGAUAUAAAGCCAGAGAACUUGCUACUUACAUCAGAGGGUAAUAUCAAGAUUGCUGAUUUUGGGAGUGUAAAGCCCAUGCAAGAUAGCCGAAUUACGGUUCUUCCGAAUGCAGCAUCAGAUGAUAAGGCCUGCACAUUUGUGGGGACAGCUGCCUAUGUUCCUCCCGAAGUCCUGAAUUCUUCUCCUGCAACUUUUGGAAAUGACCUCUGGGCACUUGGCUGCACCUUGUACCAAAUGCUUUCAGGAACUUCUCCUUUCAAAGAUGCAAGCGAGUGGCUUAUUUUCCAAAGAAUUAUAGCAAGAGAUAUUAGGUUUCCAAAUUAUUUUUCGGAGGAAGCUAAAGACCUUAUUAACCGGUUAUUGGAUUUAGAUCCCAGCAGGAGACCAGGUGCUGGGCCGGACGGUUAUGCUGCACUGAAGAUGCAUCCAUUUUUUAAGGGAGUUGACUGGAAAAAUGUACGAGGACAAACUCCUCCAAAACUUGCAUUAGAGACAGGGUCAGUUGAGGGUGAUAGCCGUGAUAACUCAUGGAACCCCACACACAUUGGAGAUGGUGCAGCAAAACAAAAUGAGGGUAACAGUGGUGCCACAUCUUCUUCCGAAGGAUCUGGUCAUGUAACUAGGCUCGCUUCAAUUGAUUCGUUUGAUUCAAAAUGGCAACAAUUCCUUGAGCCCGGGGAGUCCGUUCUUAUGAUCUCAAUGGUGAAGAAAAUUCAAAAGCUGACAAGCAAGAAGGUGCAGCUUAUCCUCACCAACAAGCCGAAACUGAUAUAUGUGGAUCCUGCAAAGCUAAUAGUGAAGGGAAAUAUAAUUUGGUCCGACAACUCUAAUGACUUGAGCAUCCAAGUCGCAAGUCCAUCACAGUUCAAGAUUUGUACGCCGAAAAAGGUACUACAAUUUGAGGAUGCCAAACAAAGAGCUUGGCAGUGGAAGAAGGCAAUUGAGGGGCUUCAAAAUAGGUGAAAUCCGUGCGUGGUUUUCAGAGUUUUUUUUUUUGGAUAUCAUCAUAGUGUGGAGGAACAAAGAUGUGCCCUGGGUAAUUAUUAUUUAAUGAAAGAGGUCGGCGUCUGCGGAUUCAUCUUUUUCAAGGUGCAAAGCUCCCGUCCCAUGCCUAGAACUAAGCAUGCGAUAAGGGUUUUUCGCCCGUUUCAUGCUCUGUGUGGCAUAAUUUUGUACUCUCUGAGGUCCUAAGUUGUAGGGUCUGUAAAGGGGUUGAGAUCAUUACUUGCAUAUUGUAUUUAAAAUUACAAUCCAGUUAAUGAAAUUUUAAAUAUCUUUGCAUUGAAA